Molecule: messenger RNA, 2170 nt
Organism: Penaeus indicus
Lineage: Eukaryota; Metazoa; Arthropoda; Malacostraca; Decapoda; Penaeidae
Product: extracellular tyrosine-protein kinase PKDCC-like
Exons: 8
Coding region: 42-1370 (442 amino acids)
Biological process (GO): skeletal system development; peptidyl-tyrosine phosphorylation
Cellular component (GO): extracellular region
Molecular function (GO): ATP binding; non-membrane spanning protein tyrosine kinase activity
Source: RefSeq, a predicted model, not a curated record
UCAGCUUGCUCUUGUUGAGAUGAAGAGAUCGCUGUCAUGACAUGGACUGCUGGAUGCUUCUCGUCUCCCUGGGCUCGAGGAUGACAAGGCUGUCGAGGCUGAGUGUCUACGCCGCCGUGUACCUGUGCCUGUGCCUGCUCGCCAACGUCGUCCUCGUCGUGGUCUUCGUCAGGAGUCAGCGCCGGGGCGACUCCUCUCCGGCCGCGGCGCCCAGGGGGGGUCCUGCCAGCUCCUCUCAGGAUUGGGAUUCAAAUAAUGCUAGACUUCUAACUUGCAAAGAAAUACACACCAUAAGAAACUUAACAGUUAUUGGAUCUGGAUGGACAAAAACAGUUUACAGAGGUUUAUAUGGAAAUAGUGCCGUAGCCCUAAAGACUGUGCAUAGUUCUGGUCAUGACAUGGCUAGUUGUCAGGAGGGAACUAGCGUGUGUUAUCAUCGUUGUGCCUCAAAGAUAAUCAAGGAGACAGCACUGCUUCGGGAACUUAAUCAUCCAAAUGUUUUGAAGGUAUUGGGGGAGUGCUUACCGAGUGAAGAUUAUUCUCCAGGACCUCCAGCUGUAGGAAUUGUUGCAGUGAUCACAGAACUAGGUCAUCCUGUGGACAUGAUAGAAAUUUUGCAGAUGGAUUUUGAAAGUCGUUUGAAGCUAGCAUAUGAUGUAGUCAAUAUACUGCAGCAUCUCGUCCACUCUCCCCUCGGCUCUCUAUUGAUGAAGGACUUUCGACGGCAGCAAUUUGUUAUUGUUGGUGACACACUAAAGUUAUCUGAUGUGGAUGACAUAGUUCUUGGAGAUCCUAAGUGCACUCUUGAUAAGGACUGCAUUUUGGAGAUUAGCAGUGGUAAACAUGUUAAAUCAUACUUGCCAUGUAGUGAUGGGAGAUGUAAAGGCUACAAUAGCCUGAGCAAUGCAAUUCAAGCUGGGCAACAUUUCAUGCGUCUGCUGAUCCCCUAUGGAAGUCCAAAAGCUUUAGAAAACACAAGUUCUGAUAUUCUAAACCGUCUCUUAGCUGGAAACUUGUACUCUGAAGAGGUUUAUUCAGAAAUUCAUCGUUUAGUGAAGAAUUACUCUUCCGGAAGUUAUCUUAAAAAUACUGAGAAGGAGAUGAUUAAAGAUUAUAUUGCAUACCCUGGUGAAACAAUAUUGGAAGGGGACUUUUCAUGCCAGAAGACAGCAGCCUGGGGAUGUAUUCAGUCAGUUUCCUCACCUGCAGAAGGUGCCUGGCUCUGCUCGCAAAUCCCAAAGUGUGAAGCAUUUAUCCUCAUUGAUCAGUGGUCUUGGACAGGGCGUCAAAUUGCAGUCUUCAAGUCGUCACAGAGAAAUAUAAAACAAAAUAAGGAGCAUACACUAUAUAUCCGUCGAGGACAGGGCUAACGAUUAAACGUGUUGUGAUCUAUAAUUGUAUAGAUAAGUAAAAAAAAAAGAUGAUAAGUAUUUUUACCUAUAAUGACUUCCUUGGCUUUAAUUAGACAUUGAAAACCUAAUCAUCUUUAUUUAGGUAUGAAAUACCAUUCAAUGAUUCGUUGUGAUUAUUGUGAUGAAUGAGAAUAUGUGAAUUCCAAUAGUCUUACUUUAUAUUAGUGUAAGAAUAGGGUUGUUUUAUAUAGGAUUUUAUAUAUUUUAUACAUUUUUAUAAUUUUAUAUGAAAUAUGAGCUAUAUAUCCAAAUUUAUGAUUUCUGAUAAGUUCAAGUUACUAGUGAAACUGUAACCAGUGCCAUAUCAGAAGUGUAGUAUAUUAGUUUAUAUUUUCCUUAGUGGAGAUUUUUUUUGUUUUUAUGCCACGCAUUUUACUUUGAUUAAAUAAUUAUUGAGAUGUAGAUAGAAAACUUAAUAAUGAUAUGUUUUUCAGUAAAAGCAUUAUUUGAGUUUUUGACUUUGUGUUUCACAAGGCAACUAAUGAUGAAAUUGAUAAAGAGGAACCAUGCAUAUAGCAUGUCAGAUCAACCUCUGCCUUUUUAUAUAUGAUAUAUAUGAUUUAUUAUUUUUGAAAGAGGAUUAUUGCCUUCUAGUCAAAACCAAAGUAAAUAUUAUAUUAUGUCAGCCAUCAAAUGGAAUAGCACAAUACUUGUCAUGAAAGUCUUUUGUUACAGAAAAGACUGUGAUUUUUAGGUUAGUGUUUAUUAAUAAGUCAUAUUAAUAAGAAUCUAACUGUAAUAAAAGUAUGAAAUAUUGA